CGCCACGUCACCAUUUUCCCGCCUUAUAACUAGGCAAGCAAGAGAGAGAGAGAGAGCAAUCAGAUCAGAAAGUGGAAUAAUUAAAAAAAGCAAAAAAAAAAAAAGUUUCCUAUUGGUCGUUCGCCACCUCUCCCUCUCUGCAAACAUCUCGAACCCACUCUUGUCUGAUAACAAAACAAAAAAACCAAUCAAGGAGAUUGUUGAUUCUCUUUCCUUUUCGUUUGAGAUUUUAUCAAGGUUUCUUUCUUUCUCUCUUUUUCAAUACUCGCUAGAUUCAUUGUUAGUGGUGGGGGUUUGUCCUUAGAAAAUGGAGGAGAAGAAUAAGGAUAAGGAGAGAAAUCCCGAGUUUACGUUCGAAGACGAUGAAGAUCUAGACGAUAGCAGUAAGUACGAGAACGACAGUGGCACUGAUCAGAGCGAUGUCGGAGAUCUUCCUGCUGACGACGACAACGAUGAUACUUUCAUUUCCCAGGUUCAAUGGCCUCAAAGCUUUAGGGAAACCACUGAUUCUUAUACGAUUGCUGCAUCACCAAUCUUCGGGUCUCUCAGGAGUAAUCCGAGUUUCUAUAGACAGAGCAGGAGUAAUUUAGAUGUCGAGUCAAAAGCCCCUCUGCUCCCUGAGAGGAACGAAGAAUCCGACAAAGCCUCGGUUACACAAUCAGUUUGGUCUCAUAAAGGCUCAUUUGCUGAAGAAUUGCCCAUUGGAGGCUAUGGAUGCAGCUUCACUCAAACCAUUUUCAAUGCGAUUAACGUAAUGGCUGGAGUUGGGCUUCUGUCAACACCUUUUACAGUGAAAGAAGCUGGUUGGGCAAGUAUGGUGAUUCUUCUCUUGUUUGCGGUUAUAUGUUGUUACACCGCUACUUUGAUGAAAGACUGUUUCGAGAACAAAUCCGGCAUUAUCACUUAUCCUGACAUUGGAGAAGCUGCUUUUGGGAAAUACGGCCGUAUUCUUAUCUGUGUGCUACUGUACACGGAACUAUAUUCAUACUGUGUGGAAUUCAUCAUUUUGGAAGGGGACAACCUUACAGGGCUUUUCCCUGGUACAUCCGUGGAUUGGCUCGGGAUACGUCUCGACUCCAAGCAUUUAUUCGGAAUCUUAACUGCUCUCAUCGUUCUUCCAACUGUUUGGUUGAAGGAUCUUCGAAUCAUCUCCUACCUCUCUGCUGGUGGAGUUAUUGCAACUGUGUUGAUAGCAGUGAGCACGUUCUUCCUCGGGACAACGGGAGGGAUCGGGUUUCAUCACACCGGUCACGCUGUGAAAUGGAACGGGAUACCGUUUGCAAUUGGUAUCUAUGGAUUUUGCUACUCAGGCCACUCUGUGUUCCCAAAUAUAUACCAAUCCAUGGCUGAUAAAACCAAAUUCAACAAAGCGGUUAUCACUUGUUUCGUUUUAUGUGUUUUGAUAUAUGGAGGAGUUGCAAUCAUGGGUUAUCUCAUGUUUGGUGAAGCAACCUUGUCUCAGAUUACACUAAACAUGCCAAAGGGCUUAUUUUUCUCGAAAGUGGCGCAAUGGACAACGGUUGUGAGUCCGUUUACAAAAUAUGCUCUCCUGAUGAAUCCACUUGCAAGGAGUAUAGAAGAACUAUUACCCGAAAGAAUCUCAGAGAACGUAUGGUGCUUUCUUCUUCUAAGAACAGCACUCGUGGCUUCUUCUGUUUGUUCUGCUUUCCUUAUCCCAUUUUUUGGUCUUGUGAUGGCUCUGAUAGGAUCUCUUCUCAGCAUACUCGUGGCAAUAGUAAUGCCUGCUCUAUGCUUUAUAAGGAUAAUGGGUAACAAAGCUACAAGAACACAGAUGAUCCUGAGUUCGAUAAUAGUGGCGAUUGGGUUGGUAAGUGGGACCUUAGGGACAUACUCUUCGGUUGCAAAGAUCAUUAGGAACUAUUGAUGAAUCUCCAUGACAAAGCCCCCCCCCAUUAGUCUCUCCUUUUCUUUGUGUUUAAUGUUUUUUGUUAAAAAGCUGUCAUCUUUGCUUUUGUAUUUUUGUGUAUUUCUUCAUUUUCCCGAGCAUAUUUCUCUUGUUUUAGAUUUGGGUACAAUCUAUAUGUAAAGAGAGCUUUUCUCUUUUGCCAUUUCAGCAUUCAAUAUUUAAUAACAAACACUAUAUAACUUAAAUUUAAAUUUUACUAUUAAAUUCAGC
Messenger RNA from Thlaspi arvense, 2137 nucleotides. The record is from the annotation of a GenBank genome assembly. NCBI's taxonomy places the organism in Eukaryota, Viridiplantae, Streptophyta, Magnoliopsida, Brassicales, Brassicaceae.